AUGCAGUCGCUAUUUCCAGAGCCCAGAAAUGAAGAGAGAAGGAGCGGGCAACGUGACUGGAUCGCUCGCAGAGCACGGCCCACGCCUGAGCAUGUAGAGCUCUUCAAACUUCUUUUCACCUCUACUCUGACCGCCACCGUCUUUAUUCCCUUCGCAGGCGAUGAGAUGAGCCGAAACCAGGUGAUUGCGCGAGCUGAGGCAGCUCAGUGUCGCCCCAUCGCAACCCCUAUUGACAUCUCGUUGGGAUUCUUUGUCUCAGCAUCAUGUGUCGAGGGGCAUGAGCUCAAGGGCGCGUACUCGGUAGUCUUCAGGCAGAUGUCACCUGGCACAAGCGACCAUGGCGAGGUUUUCAAGAUGGGUUGGAACCAGCCUUUCGUCACAGACGAACACGCUGCGAACAGUCUGGCGAUUUCUCAGGCGGUUAGGAUUGCGGGCCAGACAUUGCGUGCUAUCCCAGUCGGCCCCCAUGGAAGGGCCCCGGGAAAGGUUACCGUGAAUGUCUUUACCCCCAGCAACCAAGCCCUUCGCGAUAUCAUCAACCCGGUUGAAACUGCACCUGAGGACCCGCGCCGAGCCGUACGCGCCAGAAUCUCUUCACUUGUCCUUGAAGAAGUACAAAAGCUCUCCGAUAUUCCGGGAAUGAGGGUCGAACUGGUUCUCUACUGGGUCCCAGCCAAAUCUGGCGUCACGAGCCAAAAGGAAGCGGGCAAGAUUGCCAUGAAAUGCCGCAAAUACGGCAAAAACAUGAUCUUCGUCAACGAUGAAGAGAGGCCCAUUGCGGAGUUGCCGAAGUCGGUCUCACCACUCAUCGCAGACGUCCUGAUCCGAGAGCGCCUCCGGGUCAACAGAGAAAGGAGGGCCAACGGAAUGGCAAGUUCGGCAACCACGACCCUCCGGAAAGCAGCUCGCGCAACCGCCGAGCCUGCCAUGAACCAAGACGGCCCCGUCCUGUCCCCUGCUGAGACUCCGAAGACCCAACUUCAAGAGCCUCACCCAGAUCAUUCUGAGCCCCGCGACCCCUCCCCGGCGCCCGACGGCCAAGACCUCACAACAGAGGGAAAAGAGCAGGCCGACGAAGGCUGCCUUGACCCGCUGGAGGAGCAGGCUCUCGUCGAUCGACAGCUCUUAAUCGAGACUCAUGCGCAUAAUAUUCGUUACUGCAGGGAGAGGGCCCUUCCAGGUCGCAGCACUUACAGGACCCAGCAGCUUUGGGAGAAUGCUGCCGAGUCUUUUUGCUUUGAGCUGGAGAAGUUGGUCCCGGACCAUCCGUUGACUCGUGUUCCGCGCCGUUCUUUGCUCGAUUUUAUCUUCUCUUCACCAUGA
Molecule: messenger RNA, 1323 nt
Organism: Neurospora tetrasperma FGSC 2508
Lineage: Eukaryota; Fungi; Ascomycota; Sordariomycetes; Sordariales; Sordariaceae
Exons: 2
Coding region: 1-1323 (440 amino acids)
Source: RefSeq, a predicted model, not a curated record